AGCGGGGGGGACAAGGCGCAAGAGAAAUUCCUGGAUUAUUAUUUCCCACACACCCUACAGUCAUUGGAUUAUUUGUGUAUCUUCCUUCUGCCCCCACCCCACCCGCGUUUGCAGAUUGAAGAUCGUAAAUCUUUCUAUUUUGCAAUCCCUUUGGAUCAAGUACCCCCAAUCUUUCUCCCCCGCCGUCGCCUUUUGCCCAGGAGGCUGCGAAAACUGAUCCCUCUCCACGAAGAUUUUUCUUUUGCACUUUUUUUUUUAAAAAAUUACCUCUUCCUUCCUUUUAACCUCCCCGGGUUAUUUAUUCCUUUGCCUUACUUGUGCGCUCUACCUCCCCUUGAUAUCUCCUCUCCCCGCAAUGUGUGUGUGAUUCUUUUUUUAAAGGGGGGAGGGAAAGGGCCGUUUUCCCUCGGUUGUGUUUCUCCCUCCCCUCUCGGUCGGCGUGUGUGUGUCUCUCGCUCGCUCGCUCUGUCUGUCUCUUUUCUUUCUUGUCGGAGGCUGUGGGAUAAUGGCGUGUGGGUUGUGGCUGUGAGGAUGAGUUCCUGCUUCGUGCCGAACGGGGCCAGCCUUGAGGAUUGCCAUUCCAACCUAUUCUGUCUGGCCGAUUUAACAGGAAUUAAAUGGAAGCGCUACGUAUGGCAGGGUCCAACAUCUGCACCAAUCCUGUUCCCAGUGACCGAAGAAGACCCUAUCUUAAGCAGCUACAGUCGAUGCCUCAAAGCUGACGUCUUGAGUGUGUGGCGGCGAGACCAGAGGCCUGGGCGCAGAGAAUUGUGGAUAUUCUGGUGGGGCGAUGACCCCAAUUUUUCUGACCUAAUUCAUCAUGACCUAACAGAUGAGGAAGACGGUGUAUGGGAGAAUGGGCUUUCCUAUGAAUGUCGCACUCUGCUGUUCAAAGCAAUUCACAACCUGGUGGAAAGAUGUCUAAUGAACCGGAACUUUGUGCGCAUCGGGAAAUGGUUUGUGAAGCCUUACGAGAAAGAUGAGAAACCUAUAAAUAAAAGCGAACAUUUGUCCUGCUCCUUCACCUUCUUCUUGCAUGGGGACAGCAAUGUUUGUACCAGCGUGGAAAUCAACCAGCACCAACCUGUGUACUUUGUUAGUGAAGAACAUCUUACCCUGGCCCAACAGUCUAACAGCCCUUUUCAAGUUAUUCUAAGUCCCUUUGGAUUAAAUGGUACACUCACUGGACAGUCGUUCAAGUUGUCUGAUUCAGCUACGAAAAAACUGAUUGGGGAAUGGAAACAGUUCUAUCCUAUCACAUCCAACCUGAAGGAGGGAUUGGAGGAAAAGCAAGAAGAAAUGGAUUGGGAGGAUGACUCUCUCGCUGCUGUGGAAGUCCUUGUUGCUGGUGUACGGAUGGUCUACCCAGCAUGCUUUGUUUUAGUUCCUCAGACAGACAUUCCUGUUCCUAGCACUGCUGGGUCAAGCAACUGCUUGGGUGUCCAUCAAGUGCCUGCUUCCACAAGAGAUCCCGCCAUGUCCUCGGUCACUCUGACUCCACCUACGUCCCCAGAAGAGGUUCAAACAGUUGAUACUCGUUCAGCCCAGAAGUGGGUGAAGCUCCCUACUAUUUCUGACAUAUUCAGCUCCGAAAGCAUUAGUCACCAUGGGGGCAAAAUCCCUCGGAAGCUGGCCAAUCAAGUGGUUGACAGAGUCUGGCAAGAAUGCAAUAUGAACAGAGCGCUGACCAAGAGGAAGUAUUCUGCUACAUCAAAUGGCGUAUGUGAAGAUGAGACAGUUGACAAAAUGUCAUUUUGGGAGUUUGUUGAAGCCACACAGAGGACAAAUUGCAGUUGCUCAAGGUACAAAAGUCUCAAGCCAAGACUUGCAAUUCAGCAGGGGCCAGUGCCUCCUGUGGGCCAGCAACAGCAAGCAGCUCCAAAGCACAAGGCAAAUGAGAAGCAAGAGAAAGGAGAUAAGCCCCAGAAACGUCCUUUGACCCCAUUUCAUCAUCGUGUUUCCAUCACUGAUGACAUUGCCAUGGAGACGGACUCGGCCAAUCAGAGGCUUGUGAUUACCACGUCCGAUAACCAAGUGAGGUUUUCAAAUCUCAGAACUAAUGAUGUAGCAAAGACGCCUCAGAUGCACGGCACUGAAAUGGCAAAUUCUCCCCAGCCACCUCCCCUUAGUCCUCACCCGUGUGAUGUUGCUGAUGAAGGGGCAACCAAAACUCCUUCCACUCCCCAGAGCCAGCAUUUCUAUCAGAUGCCAACUCCAGAUCCUUUAGUUCCUUCAAAAACAAUGGAAGACAGGAUAGAGGGCUUGUCUCAGACUUUCCCAGCUCAAUUCCCAGAAGUUAUAGAGCCCACAAUGUAUGUUGGUGCAGCAGUGAACUUGGAAGAAGAAGAUGCAGAUUCCACGUGGAAGUAUUACAAGGUUCCAAAGAAAAAGGAUGUGAAUUUCUUGCCGCCACAACUCCCAAGUGAAAAGUUUAAGGAUGACCCUAUGGGAUUUGCAGGGUCAGACAACUUACCUUCAGCUACAGAGUUAAUGGUGCAAUGUAGAAAACCUUUAAAAGUCUCUGAUGAAUUGGUGCAGCAGUACCAGAGCAAGAACCAGUAUCUAGCAGCAAUAGUAGCUGACCAGGAACCUGAAAUGGAUCCGUAUGCAUUUGUUGAUGGAGAUGAAGAAUUCCCUUUUCCUGAUAAAAAGGACAGGCAGAACAGUGAGCGAGAAGCUGGGAAAAAGCACAAGGCUGAAGAUGGGACACCUAAUGUUGGAGAGGAUGCGAUGUCACUUUUUAGCCCCUCUGUCAAACAAGCAAUAGAUGCCCAGCGUAUUCCCCCUCACAAUCGCACAGCGUCCACUAGUUUGUUUCAUGAAAAUGACCUGGUUGUCUCUUACACUGACCUUGACAAUCUCUUCAACUCAGAUGAAGAUGAGCUAACACCUGGAUCUAAAAGAAUGCUGAAUGGAGCAGAUGACAAAUCCAACUGCAAAGAGUCAAAAGCAGGAAACUUGGACCCUUUGUCAUGCAUAAGCACUGCAGAUCUUCAUAAAAUGUACCCAACACCACCAUCCUUGGAGCAACACAUUAUGGGGUUUUCUCCCAUGAAUAUGAACAAUAAGGAGUAUGGCAGUAUGGACACCACGCCUGGAGGGACUGUCUUAGAAGGAAAUGGCGCUACUGCUGGCGUUCAGUUCAGGAUUGAAGUAGAUGAGGGAUUCUGUAGCCCCAAACCCUCAGAAAUAAAGGAUUAUUCCUAUGUUUAUAAGCCUGAGAACAGCCAAGCUUUUGUGGGGUGUUCCAUGUUUGCACCAUUGAAGACUUUACCAAGCCAGUGUCUCCAGCCCCUCAAGCUGCCAGAGGAGUGUGUUUACCGGCAAAGUUGGACUGUUGGCAAGCUGGAAUUGCUUCCUCCGGGGCCUGCAAUGCCAUUCAUCAAAGAAGGUGAUGGGAGCACUAUUGAUCAAGAAUAUGGCCCUGCCUACACUCCACAAACACAUACGCCCUUUGGAAUGCCACCCAGCAGUGCCCCACCCAGUAACAGUGGGCCCGGCAUUCUCCCUUCGCCUUCCACCCCCCGUUUCCCAACUCCACGGACACCAAGGACUCCAAGGACUCCCCGUGGGGCUGGUGGGCCAGCCAGUGCUCAAGGCUCAGUUAAGUAUGAGAAUUCGGACUUGUAUUCACCAGCGUCCACACCAUCAACCUGCAGACCACUAAAUUCUGUUGAGCCUCCCACUGUUCCUUCUAUCCCUGAGGCCCACAGUCUUUAUGUAAACCUCAUCCUCUCUGAAUCGGUGAUGAAUCUCUUCAAAGACUGUAACUUUGACAGCUGUUGCAUCUGCGUCUGCAACACAAACAUCAAAGGUGCCGAUGUUGGAGUUUACAUUCCAGAUCCAACACAAGAAGCCCAGUAUAGGUGUACCUGUGGCUUCAGCGCAGUGAUGAACAGGAAGUUUGGCAACAACUCUGGAUUAUUCCUAGAGGAUGAGUUGGACAUCCUAGGCCGCACCUCGGAAUGUGGCAAAGAUGUGGAGAAGCGCUUUGAGGCCCUCCGCACGGGCUCUGCUGAGCAUGGCGGGGGAUCGAAGGAGGCAGACAGGCUGCCUGAUGAGCUGAUCCUCUUGUUGCAAGACCAGUGCACCAACUUGUUUUCGCCAUUUGGAGCGGCGGACCACGAUCCCUUGCCAAAAGCUGGAGCUGUCAGCAACCUGGUACGCGCCGAGGAAAGGGAUUGUUGUAAUGACUGCUACCUUGCGUUGGAACAUGGGCGCCAGUUUAUGGACAACAUGUCGGGAGGGAAAGUUGACGAAGCACUUGUGAAGAGUACUUGCUUGCACCAUUGGUCAAAACAAAAUGUUGGAGACGUGAGCAUGCAAUGUUCUCAGGACAUCCUUCGCAUGCUGCUCUCACUUCAGCCUGUCCUCCAGGAUGCAAUUCAGAAAAAACGAACCGUUCGCUCUUGGGGGGUGCAGGGUCCUCUCACGUGGCAGCAGUUUCACAAAAUGGCUGGCCGAGGCACUUACGGAACUGAUGAGUCUCCAGAACCACUGCCCAUUCCAACUUUUUUGUUGGGAUACGAUUACGACUUCCUGGUGCUGUCCCCGUUUGCCUUACCGUACUGGGAGAGGCUGAUGUUGGAACCCUAUGGAUCUCAGAGAGACAUUGCUUACGUUGUGGUGUGUCCAGAGAAUGAAGCACUGCUGAAUGGGGCAAAGACCUUCUUUCGGGAUCUCACGGCAAUAUAUGAGUCCUGCAGACUUGGCCAGCAUCGACCCAUCUGUAAACUGUUGCCUGACGGGAUCAUGAGAGUCGGAUCUGCUGCUUCAACCAAGCUUUCUGAGAAGUCUGUCGCUGAGUGGUUUUCCCAGGCAGCUCACGCCAACAGCGAAUCAUUUUCUAGACUCAAACUGUAUGCUCAAGUCUGCAGAUAUGAUUUGGGUCCUUACCUUGCUACACAGCCAUUGGACAAUUCCUUGCUUUCUCAGUCCAGCCUAGUUCCUCCCACCAGCCAUCCUACAUCUGUCCCGCCUCAGGUUGCAGGCAGCUCUACUCCAUCAUCCACCCCUUCGUCUGCUCCCAGUAAUGCUGUCCCAAUGAACUCAAACAGUGCCAUCACCUCUGCCACUACCACGGCCAGUUCCACCAUGACCACGACUGCCACUUCAUCCUCCUCCUCCAGUUCAGCCGGUGGGAUUUCAGCGAACAAACCUUCAUCCUUUCCACCUUUUGGCAGCAUGAACAACACUACUCCUUCCUCCCUCUCCACGCAGCCUGCAACAGUCCAGAACGGGCAGGCGGGGACGCAGCAGCAACAGCAGCCAUCCGCAGCGAUACCGGGGGAAGCCCCAUCCAUCCCUCCGCAGCUGCACUCAGAAGUUUCAGAGAGCACUAUGGACCGUGACAAAGUGGGAGUCCCCACUGACGGUGAUUCCCACGCAGUCACCUACCCACCUGCCAUCGUAGUUUACAUUGUUGACCCUUUCUCCUAUGAGAAGAAAGAGGAGGGCAACUCCUCCAGCGUGUGGACUCUGGGUCUUCUCCGUUGCUUUCUUGAAAUGAUCCAAAAUCUCCCUCCUAACAUCAGAAACAUAGUUUCUGUUCAGCUUGUUCCUUGUCAAUAUCUGUUACAACCAGUCAAGAAUGAAGACAGGCAGAUCUACACUCAGCAUCUAAAAUCGCUGGCAUUCUCCGCCUUCACGCAAUGCCGGAGGCCACUCCCAACGUCAACCAAUGUGAAAACAUUAACUGGGUUUGGCCCAGGUUUGGCGAUGGAGAUGGCGCUCAGGAGUCCAGAAAGACCAGAGUGUAUUAAGCUGUAUGCCCCUCCUUUCAUAUUGGCUCCUGUCAAAGAUAAACAGACAGAGCUGGGAGAAACCUUUGGAGAGGCUGGGCAGAAAUACAAUGUGCUUUUCGUGGGCUACUGUCUCUCUCAUGAUCAAAGGUGGCUUCUUGCAUCGUGCACAGAUUUAUAUGGAGAACUAUUGGAAACCUGCAUUAUCAACAUUGAUGUACCUAACAGGGCUCGUAGGAAAAAGGGGUCUGCUCGCAGACUUGGUCUUCAGAAACUCUGGGAAUGGUGCCUGGGGCUUGUGCAGAUGAGUUCGUUGCCUUGGAGAGUUGUAAUAGGACGUCUUGGAAGAAUAGGCCACGGGGAACUAAAAGAUUGGAGUUGUUUGCUGAGUCGCCGAAAUCUGCAGUCACUUAGCAAGAGGCUGAAAGAUAUGUGCAGGAUGUGUGGCAUCUCCACUGCCGAUUCUCCCAGCAUUCUCAGCGCCUGCUUAGUCGCGGUAGAACCGCAGGGAUCCUUUGUCAUCAUGCCAGAUUCUGUAUCAACUGGCUCAGUGUUUGGCCGCAGCACCACCCUAAAUAUGCAGACGUCCCAACUAAACACCCCACAGGAUACGUCGUGCACUCAUAUACUUGUGUUUCCCACGUCUGCAUCUGUGCAAGUAGCAUCAUCAACUUACACCACUGAAACUGGUUUGGACCUGGCCUUUAAUACAAACAAUGAUGGAGCAGAUGGAAUGGGGCUCUUUGAUUUGUUAGACACUGGAGAUCCUGAUAUUGAUCCUGAUAUUAUAAACAUCCUCCCUGCAUCCCCUACCGGGUCCCCUGUGCACUCACCAAGUUCCCACUUCACCCAUGGAGGUGACAUGGGCAAGGGUCAAGGUACAGAUCGCUUGCUCUCAACGGAGUCUCACGACGAAGUCACCAACAUCCUACAGCAACCGCUGGCCCUUGGUUACUUUGUCUCAACUGCCAAAGCAGGUCCGUUGCCUGACUGGUUUUGGUCGGCGUGUCCUCAAGCACAAAAUCAGUGCCCCCUGUUUCUUAAGGCUUCUCUGCACCUCCAUGUGCCUUCAGUGCAAUCGGAUGAGCUACUUCACAGUAAACACUCCCACCCUCUUGACUCGAAUCAAACUUCCGAUGUCCUCAGGUUUGUGUUGGAACAGUACAACGCACUUUCCUGGCUAACCUGUGAUCCUGCGACCCAAGACCGGCGGUCGUGUCUCCCAGUUCACUUUGUGGUGCUGAAUCAGUUGUAUAACUUUAUCAUGAAUAUGCUGUGAUCUUUAUCUGAACUGGGCAAAGAGAAGAAAAACACAACAACCAGAGCAACAACAAAAAGGGAAAGGAUUAUUUCGCUGCAGGACUAAGUUAAUUAUUCUCUGCGCAAGUCAUUUUUUUUGUGAUUUGAGGGAGGGGAAUGUCAUUUUUGGUCACUUCCAGCAACUAUUUGGUUUUGACUUGCGGUGGGGACUGCAUAGCCCAAGUGUUUAAUUCUCCAUUUGCCCCCUGCUUUCGUUGGUGUUUUGCCUAUACCAGACUGAUUGGAGUGGUGAAUUGAUCAGUCGAAAUGUAUUAUAACACAUCUUUUUAGUAGCAAAGUAACCAUUCUCUCUCUCCCCCAACCCCACCCCAUCACAGUAUUUGUGAAGAGUAUAUGAGCCAUAGGCCCCAGCCAUGUUUAAUGAAUAUUUUAAAAAGUACGAGCAUGGAGACAAUAAGAAGACAAACAAGGAAGGAAAAAAACCAGAAUUUGUCGAAUGCUUUUGGAACACUGCAAUGUUCUUGUAUCGGAUUAUAGUACCUAGUAUUCAAAAAAAAAUGCCUGCAUCUCUUAUUUAUUGUACGUUUUUAAAUGUAUAAAUUGUCUUAUAUUUCUUAACCUCUUUUAUAAAAAAAAUUUCCUAGAAGGUUUAUACUGCCUUCUUGCUUUAAAGCAAUUGGUCUAAAAAUAUAUAUGUAAUCGUCUUAAUUGAAAGUUGCGGUAGGUUUGCUUUUAGAGUAUUAUUUUUUUGUAAGGGGGGGGUUGAGGGUAUGGGGACAGUAAAAUUUGUAUUUGGUCUUGAUGUACAGUUUAAUGGGGGAAUAUAGGAGUUGGGGCGGGAGGGAUAUAAAUGUCCAUGCCAUUGUGUGUGGGAGAUUUACAGCUAAGCUGUAGUUGCAGAUUAUACAUGUACAGUAAUGAAGUUCACUGUGUUUAUAUAAAAUCGAAGAGAAAAAAAAAGGUACCGGGUCUUACAGCAAUUUUAUAUCACACCUUUGCAGAGUUAACAUAAUGGCAAUAUAUUAAAAGAAGUGAUAUUGUUAGGUGGUUUAACUUGUAGUGAGAAUUUUAAAAAAGAAUAAUAAUAAUAUUAAUAAUAAUAAUAAUAAAUUGUUUUACUUUUUUUUGUAUUUUUGUUGAGGGCCGAGACUAGUUUUUUCAGGCCUCUUCCCAUUUUUCAAGCAAGGAGGGUGUGCUUGCUGCAAGGACCUCCUGCUCUUCCACCUGUGCGUUUUAGCCAAGAGAAAAUCUGUGUCACUCGAUGAAAUCGCGACACUUUCCUCUUCUUCUUCUUCUUCUUCUUCUUCUUCUUCUUCUUCUUCUUCUUCUUCUUCUUCUUCUUCUUCUUCUUCUUCUUCUUCUUCUUCUUCUUCUUCCUUUUAAAAAUGCCCUUCCCUUCAAUGAAGCUGUGUCACUUUCAUCUUCCAAGUAUUUUGGGGUUCAUCACUAGGAUCCCAUUCAACCUUCUCCAUGUUUGGAUUAAAUUACCAUGAAACUGCAGCCACUGCUACCCUUACUGUCCUCCUUGUAUGGUUUGGAAUUUUAGCCCAACUUUAGCUACUUUAUACAUACUACUUUAAAAAAAACAAAAACCAAGGAAAACCCAAUCAGUUUUGAUUCUAAGCUUUGAUAUGCAUAUGAAUUGGAAUAUGGUGUAAAUAGGUUCUCAGUGAAUUCUGGUGUUUGAACUUGAUUCCACUAAUGAGAGAACAACCUCCUUUCUUUUGCUCUCUCUCCUCUUUCCCACUCCCCCUUUCUCAGGCCUCUUGUUCUAAUCUUAUUGGUUUUGACGCUCUGUAAUGGAAGUUUCGGGCUCCCCUUUUGAAAUAAAAAUCCAGGUUCCAGCACGGUAAAACGCCAAGGGAGCGGGCACGAAAAGGUCGAGUGAACUGUUCUGCACGCCACUCCCACCUCCUCCUCCCUUCUGCCUGUGAACCCGCCGGCUUCUUUCGCCUUCCUUCUCCACCCAUGUAUCCAGUCUUGAGUUGCUUCCUUGCCUUCCAGGAGGCACUGCUUUGAUCCCUCCCCUUUUCAUAUCUGCACGCUGCCGCUUUCAGAAUUACUGUGCCCAUCCAACUGAAGGUCUUCUGCCGUGCAAGCUUUGCCCUGAAGCUGUGUUUCCAUCAACAAAUAUUGAAUCUGGACGUUAUUUUGCAGGUUGUGUUAGGGCACCAUAUUCCACCCGAGUGGAAGCACUCGUGGAAGCAGAGGCAGCCACGUCAGCGGUAAGUGGGAUCCUUAGGAAAGUUGUUCCCACCACCAGCCACCUGCUGCUGCUCGGCUUCGCUUUUUGAGGUUUGGUGAGCAACGGUCCAGACUUGUCGGUCCAGCAAAGGUCGCCAACUUGUCGGGCAAAAUGUCUCACAGACCCUGUUUUAUAGUGCAGGCCUAACCAUGUCUACUCAGAAGUAAGUCCUAUUGAAUUCAGUGGGGCUUACUCCCAGGUAAGGGGGUUAGGAUUGCAGCCCUACUAUCCCAAGUGUUCAACCCCCCCUCGUAAUACCCAGUUUCUUUCUUUCUAAAGUACCACAAUUUGCAAGUAUUUUUGAAAUCAUGUGAAGUAUGUACAACCUGUUAAGACCUGAAAGCAUUUCUUUUUCUGUGAACAAACAUAACUUUGGAUUUCUUAUUAGAGUAUAUCAGUGGUGGCGGCAGUAAGCACUAGCAGCAACUUUUCUUGGUGUGCAACUUAAGUAGAAUUGAUGAAGAUUUCCUGUUCAUCUUAAAAUUUUACAGAGAGCUGACUGAAAAACCACCUAUUUUGUUGCAAGAUGGGAGCGAUUAACAUUUCAAUGUGCUAAUACUAUAUGAUGAUGUAAGUGCAGGUAUUAAAAAGAUCUGCAUCUCUUAUCACUGGGGUGAGCUUUUUGAAGAAAAACUUGCCCCCCUAAAUUAGGAAUUGAUGUUCAAAGUAAGUGCAACAGAGUCACAUACAAAUUUUAAAUAUUUGGGGUUGCAUUUUACAUUUCUGCUGUUUAUUGCAUUGCAUUUUCUCUCUGUGUACACCUGUAUUUGAUAUUCAAGUAUCUGUUAAUGGCAGAUACUCUCCAGAUGUUUCCACCUCCCUAAAGAGUGGUGCUAAAAUUAUUUGCCUAGCUUAGAGAGCAGAAUAUGAGUCAGUCAGCAUUGAGUACUUUCCAAGCCUUAUGGGAGUUCAGUCGGAGAGCUUUAAAUGUGUGCUUAAACUUCCCCACUUAAACCAGUGGAACUUAAAUGCACUUGGCUGCGCCAUGACUUUGCUUGUAGCACUGAGAUUGCACAGAAGUCCUCAAAACUCCAGAAUGCACUGUGUGUUGUUGACUAGGGAGCUAAGUUCAUAGUAGGUCCAUUUCAGGAAGAUCAGGUUGACCAGAGAUUCUGCCAUUUACCUGUUUAAAUGAUCAUUGCACAGUGGUGGGACAAUUGGCCUUAGGGAAUAAGAUGCCCGUAGAAAUCAGAUUUAAAUUAAUUGCCAUGGAAGCAUCCAAGGGGUGUUGGGGUUAGGAUUAGCUGUUGAUGGACCUGUCUGGACUCAAGAAAAUGGCAGGGGAAAGGAGUUGAACAGCUGGAAACAGUUGGAAACAGUUAUGGAAACCCCCAGCACAUUUUAGGUUAAAAAGCACAAAGCACAACACCACAUGGCAUUAUCUUGUACCUAUGGAAAGGUUAUUUAACUUUUUUUUUCUCAUUGAGCUAUAGUAUUGCUUCAAAAUAAAUCGUUCCUACUUAUAAGCCA
Zootoca vivipara (common lizard) is the source of this 10716-nucleotide messenger RNA. RefSeq names its product mediator complex subunit 13 (gene MED13). The record is from RefSeq and is a predicted model, not a curated record. Lineage: Eukaryota; Metazoa; Chordata; Lepidosauria; Squamata; Lacertidae. Gene Ontology annotation, cellular component: mediator complex. Gene Ontology annotation, biological process: positive regulation of transcription by RNA polymerase II. Gene Ontology annotation, molecular function: transcription coactivator activity.